UCCAAGUGCCACCAAAGGGCCGGGGAGGCGCUAUUCCCCGCCUGCCAUUGCGCGUGCGCAGGUUAGCCGUGGUGUCUGGAGGUAAUGGCGGCCUUGGAGAGAAGUACCAGGGAUAAGCUGCUAGGAGUGUUGGAUGAUGUGGAAGUCUUGUGUAGGGAAUUAAUAGAAAUUCUUGCAUUAUCAAGAAACCAGAAAAUUGCACAGCCAGGAGAAGAAAACCACAUCUUGAAUUUACUGAUUCAGAAGGAUGGAGAAUUCCAAGAAAUAGUAAAAGUUGCAUUAGAGCAAGGUAAAACCCAGGAGGAAAUGCACAUUCUCGAGAAAGAGAUGGAGAAACGAGAUGGUGACAUCCAGCAGUUACAGAAGCAGCUCAAAGAGGCUGAGCACGUAUUAGCAACUGCUGUGUAUCAAGCCAAAGAGAAGUUAAAAUCUAUAGAGAAAGCAAGAAAAGGUGCAAUCUCAUCUGAAGAACUUAUUAAAUAUGCUCACAGGAUAAGUGCCAGUAAUGCUGUAGCAGCACCAUUAACAUGGGUGCCAGGUGAUCCAAGGAGACCAUAUCCUACUGAUCUGGAAAUGAGGAGUGGAAUUCUGGGUCAGCAAAGUAACCUUUCAACCAAUGGAGUAAAUGGGCAUUUACCUGGCGAUGCAUUGGCCGCAGGCAGAUUACCAGAUGUACUUGCUCCUCAAUACCCAUGGCAAUCAAAUGACAUGCCCCUCAAUCUAUUGCCUCCAAAUCACAGCAAUGAUUUUAUGCUGGAGCCUCCCGGACAUAACAAAGAAAACGAAGAUGAUGUGGAAGUUAUGUCAACUGAUUCUUCAAGCAGCAGUAGUGACUCUGACUGAAGACUGUUCCUUCUCAUUUGAUAUUGUUGAUGCAGAAUCGAUACAAAUAUAUUUAUAUUUUGAUAACCUUUGUUGUGAGAUAGAUAAAGUUCUGUGCAUGACUGAAAUGAUACUUAAUGUGUUUUCUGCACAGCUUAAUUUUCUAUCCAGUUUAUUUGUAUUGUUGAUGAUGGAAAUAACACUAAAUUAAGAAGUCUUGGAUUAAUUUUAUUCUCUAAGACUUUCAAGUCCUAAAAUAUAGACAAAUUUGUACUUUCACAUUAGUAUAUGAGUUUUUCUAGGGAAAAGGGUGAAAAUAUAUUUUCCCCUGAAAUAGUUCAAAACUCCCAGAAGUUUAUAAUAACAUGUGCAGUAAGGACAACUGCAGAAACUGAUGAUAUAGAAUAUCAUUGCAGUUUUUAGUUGUAUUGCAUACCAGUUAUACGUAUGUUACUGAGAAUGAAAUACAUUUUCGUAACAGGUUAAGCUGUGACAAAAAAAGCCAGGCCUUUUUUUUAAGAUGUUUUUUGAAAUCAGUGUUUUUACAAGGAUGACUUAGCAAUUGUGUUAGAACUCAUUUCCCAAAAUAUGAGAAUUCCAUUCUCCAUCCUCUUCCAAACAUUUAACACCUCUUGUCUGAGUCCUAAAGUACUUUUCUUUUCAUAAGGGCAGUUAGACUGAUUAUUUCACUGUGAUAUAAAAUGUGUAUGCACAAUAUUGUUUGAAAUCUAUAUUUUGUGGUUUAAAAAUGUUUUCUAUGUUGUAAAUAAAUACUGUCCUUUACACACAGA
This is a messenger RNA of Leucoraja erinaceus (little skate), 1613 nucleotides long. RefSeq names its product mediator complex subunit 4 (gene med4). Gene Ontology annotation, cellular component: core mediator complex; mediator complex. The transcript has 7 exons. NCBI's taxonomy places the organism in Eukaryota, Metazoa, Chordata, Chondrichthyes, Rajiformes, Rajidae. The coding region runs from base 85 to 843 and encodes 252 amino acids. The record is from RefSeq and is a predicted model, not a curated record. Gene Ontology annotation, biological process: regulation of transcription by RNA polymerase II. Gene Ontology annotation, molecular function: transcription coregulator activity.